Molecule: messenger RNA, 1824 nt
Organism: Brassica napus (rape)
Lineage: Eukaryota; Viridiplantae; Streptophyta; Magnoliopsida; Brassicales; Brassicaceae
Exons: 3
Coding region: 1-1824 (607 amino acids)
Source: RefSeq, a predicted model, not a curated record
AUGCAGACGUGCACCCCAAAAGGACUAGGAGCGCGCGAAACAACUAGAUUCUUUGUUCGAAAGCCCUUGACGGAGGAAGAAGAAAACGUCUUCUGGGUUACACAAGUAAAGCUCGCCGAGGAACAUGCUCGAAUCAGUCGCAGCAAACGCCCACAAACUCGAAAAACUGCUGGCGACGAUCUCCACAAAAUCCGCGAUCUCCGUGAUUACAUCACGAAAACGGCCGCUGAUGUGAAAGGGGUGAAAUCCCUAAUUCACCACGAUACCAGUGCCGCGUCCAAGAUCGAUAGGCUCCUCGAUGAGGCUCCAAAGACUCCCUUCACUGCUCGAAUUACCGAGACCUUCGUCUCAGACCUUGGGAAAAUUAAGAUCCCUACCUAUGAUGGCACCACUGACCUUAAAUCACAUCUGCAGACCUUUCAGAUUGCCAUGGGAAGGGCAAAGCUAAAGGAAAACGAAAGAGACACCGGCCAUUGCCGCCUUUUCGUCGAAAUCUCAUGGGAGCAGCGCUCGAAUGAUAGGAAAACUUCCAACAUCGAUCUUUGUAGCCUAGCCCAGAAAGAAGACGAACCUCUCCGUGACUUCUUGAAUAGAUUCAAGCUCGUCAUGGCGAGAGUUAGCGGGAUAAGGGACAAGGUGGCAAUAGACGCACUCAGAAAGACGCUCUGGGCUACAGAUUACAUCUUCAUCGAAGAAGAGAUAAAAUUUCUGUCGCAAAAACAUAAGUCGACAAAAAUAUCCUCGAAAGAUGCGGCAUCAGACCAUAAGUCUAAAAAGAAGAACUCUCGUAACGACAAGUAUGUCCAUCACGAGGGGGGGAAACUUCAGGGGGCACAUAACUAUGCCAUAAACUCCAAACAAGGAAGGACGUCGGGAAAUACGUGGACUCGAAAUUUGGGUUACGAUGACUCCGUCUUCUGUGAGUUUCACCAGACACGAGGACACUCGACCGUGAACUGCAAAGUCUUCGGCGCGAGGCUAGCCGCGAAACUACUCGCUGAAGAAACCUCCAAAGUCAUCGGUAUCAAGGAUCUCAUCCACGAUUCCGAUCGCCCGCCAAAAACUGAUAAAACCCCAGAAAAUCCUUUUCAAGGAAAUCAGUCUGGCGAAAAGCGCGGAAGAAGGCAGAACGACAAUAAUCGUCGCAUAUUGAACAUGAUCAUCGGCGAGUGCAGUAAUGCCACGACACAGUGUUAUCCAUCAAGGUUUACCAGCAGAAAGCUGAAACAAGCGCGAGUCGGCCGACCGGGUCUCCAGCCUGCGACGUCCCAAAUAAUGCGAUCACCUUCGAGGAGGAAGAAACCGGCGGAAUCGACCAGCCCCAUUGCGACCCACUCUAUCGAUUUCAUAAUCAGAGAUCUCAAGGUCGCAAGGAUCCUCGUGUAUACGGGAAGCACGGUCAACAUCAUCUUCCGCGACACUCUCAAUAAGAUGAACAUCAAACUGUCCGAAGUCGUACCUACGCAGAAACCGCUGACCGGUUUUUCAGGCAUAACGUCGAUGACGCUCAGAUCGAUAAAACUCUCGAUGAUGGCGAAAGAAGUCACAAAAAUCAUUGACUUUGCGUUCGUCGACUAUCCGGCCGUCUACGACGUGAUCAUUGGAACGCCUUGGAUAAACACCAAGAAGGAAAUUCUGUUAACGUAUCACCUAUGCAUCAAAUUCCCGACUACCACACCUAGGCAUCAAAUUCCCGACUCCCAACGGAAUCGCGACAAUUUGGGGAUGCCCAAAACAAUCGCGACUUUUCUUCCUGGAAAAACACAAGCUACGACAAGUCACGACUGCUCAUAUCACAUCUGGAAACACUUCGGAAAAAGAUGA